GUCCUGUUCAAGCAGGGUGUUGAGAUCCAACUGCAGCUGAAGGUUGUUGCAAUGGCCAACAGCCAAGGACACAUGCAUUUGUGAGGAUGGGUUUUGAGGGGAGUUCUGCACCUACAGCCCGUUGAAGAGGUGGGCAGGAAAAACUAACUGCAGCUUACAGCUGUUUGCAGGACAGCUAAUAAGGACGGUGGUGCCAUCUUCCUCAUUGGAGUGGAUCACAGAGCAGCAGGUCGAUGGCUGAACAGCUGCUUGCGGGGCUGAGGCAGGACCAGGAGUAACGCACUCGGCAGCGGGGCAGGGAGAACGACAGUGGGCCAGCCCCAAGCCAGACGCGGGCCCGGCCAGCGCCAGAGGCUGCGUCCAACCGGCCCCGCCCCAUCAGGGAGCGUCGGCAACCACCGAGCAAAUGAGGGACGGCAAAACAGCGCCUCGACCUUGCCGUCCGCGCUCCGGCGCUGGGCGGACGAGGCGGUGCUGUCCCGGCGGGAGGCGGGGCGGCGCCGGGCGGCACGGCUCCAAGAUGGCGGAGUACGUGGAGGUGCUGAAGAGGGCAAUGAAGCACCUCGGCGGCCACGGCGGCGUCCGCGGUGCCAUGUGGCAGCUGCUGAGGGUCAAUGAUUUGAAGACUGGUACGCUGGUAGGAACUGACAAAUAUGGAAACAGAUACUAUGAAGACAAAAGAAACUUCUUUGGUCGCCACAGAUGGGUCAUCUAUACUAAUGAAAUGAAUGGCAAAAAUACGUUUUGGGAAGUUGAUGGAAGCAUGGUGCCCCCUGAAUGGCAUCGCUGGCUUCACUCAAUGACGGAUGACCCUCCAACUACUCAUCCACCAGUUGCUCGGAAGUUUAUCUGGGAGAACCAUAAAUUCAAUCUGAGUGGCACUCCUGGACAGUACGUACCUUACUCCACUACUCGCAAGAAGAUACAAGAGUGGGUCCCGCCUACAAUGGCUAGCAAAUAACAACAAAAACGUGACUUCACCUCAGCUUCAGCUUUCAGCAUAAAUUGUAUUUUCACUGGUUUUAUUCAGAAUAAAAGCCUCCUACAACAGCUUUAA
This is a messenger RNA of Strigops habroptila (Kakapo), 1057 nucleotides long. It is a transcript of the gene NDUFA12, whose product is annotated as NADH:ubiquinone oxidoreductase subunit A12. Bases 407 to 961 code for a protein of 184 amino acids. The transcript is spliced from 4 exons. The record is from RefSeq and is a predicted model, not a curated record. Gene Ontology annotation, biological process: response to oxidative stress; mitochondrial respiratory chain complex I assembly. Gene Ontology annotation, cellular component: membrane. NCBI's taxonomy places the organism in Eukaryota, Metazoa, Chordata, Aves, Psittaciformes, Psittacidae.